GUCUACCCACAGGCAAUGGACAGUCGAGGCCCCUCCUCUCAGGAUCUCGGAGCCGUCCUUGUCAUCGGCGGCUGCGGUCUUCUCGGCUACCAUAUCGUCAAAUACCUUCUGGGGCACGGUACACCCCAAGACAAAAUCACCGUCUUCGAUAUCUCCACCAAAAGCAACCGCUGUCCGGGUGUUGGAUACGUUGCCGGCGACUUGGCUUCCAAAACAGAUGUUUCCUCUGCAUUUGAGAUUGCAAAGCCCGACAUAGUCAUUAACACAGCCUCUCCAGACGCAAUGACCCCAGGAGCAGAAAUCUUUUGGCAGUGCAAUGUCACCGGCGUCCAAAACAUCAUCUCUUGCGCCCAAGAGCGCGGCAUCCGUAUCCUAGUCUAUUCCUCCAGCUCUGAAGUCGUCCAGGACGGCUACCACGACAUUCAUUUCGCGACAGAAGACUGGCCUGUUCUUGAUAGCCCCGUCAAUGGAAGCGUCUACGCGAAGACAAAGGCAAUCGGCGAGGGCAUCGUCCUUAGCGCGAAUCAACAAAAGGGACUCCUAACCACUGCAAUUCGCCUAACGACGCUUUUCGGCGAGGCAGAUAUGGUGCUUACAAGGCAUUUCAUGCAAUUAGGAAGAUCGGGGAAAAUCAAGUUUCAAGUCGGUGCUGGGAGAAACUUGUAUGACUUUAUAUACGCCGGAAAUGCAGCAGAAGGACAUAUUCUUGCAGCGCGGGCUUUGCUACGAGCUGCUCAAUCUCCAGACCCCAUAUCCGCUGACAAGCGUGUAGAUGGAGAAGCCUUCAAUAUGAGCAACGGGGAUCCGCGGCUCUUCUGGGACGUAGCCCGCUUCGUCUCCACUUGUGCGGGCUACCCAAUUGACGAGAAGGACGUCUGGAAGAUCUCAAUGGGACUUGUGUGCUUCUUCAUGGCGAUCUGGGAGUGGAUUUAUUGGUUUGCGACGUUGGGAGGUAUGCCCGAGGUGACGAGGAGAAUGUUGAAGUAUACGGCGCAGGUCCGCACUUUCGACAUUACUAAGGCGAGGGAGAGAUUAGGAUACGUACCAAGGCUGGGGAUAGAGGAAGGAUUGAGAAGGAGGGUGGAGUGGCAUUUGUCGCGCGAGAAGGAGGGGCAGAGGAAGGAGGCGUAG
Trematosphaeria pertusa is the source of this 1131-nucleotide messenger RNA. RefSeq names its product putative sterol-4-alpha-carboxylate 3-dehydrogenase, decarboxylating. Gene Ontology annotation, biological process: steroid biosynthetic process. The transcript is spliced from 2 exons. Bases 16 to 1131 code for a protein of 371 amino acids. Gene Ontology annotation, molecular function: 3-beta-hydroxy-Delta5-steroid dehydrogenase (NAD+) activity. NCBI's taxonomy places the organism in Eukaryota, Fungi, Ascomycota, Dothideomycetes, Pleosporales, Trematosphaeriaceae. The record is from RefSeq and is a predicted model, not a curated record.